Molecule: messenger RNA, 1155 nt
Organism: Corylus avellana
Lineage: Eukaryota; Viridiplantae; Streptophyta; Magnoliopsida; Fagales; Betulaceae
Product: F-box/kelch-repeat protein At3g23880-like
Molecular function (GO): protein binding
Source: RefSeq, a predicted model, not a curated record
AUGGCGCAAUAUUUUCCAGAGGAAAUCGUUCGCGAAAUUCUGUUGAAACUACCCGUGCAAUCUCUCUCAAGAUUCAACUGCGUCAACAAAGAAUGGUGCUCCAUCAUCAAAAGCCCUACCUUUGCUUCCGAUCACCUCGCCCACACAAACCGUUCCGAAAACAAUAGCACCAGCCGGCGCCUUCUCGCUUUAAAGGUUUCCGACGAGACUAAUCACCCCUACAAAAACACCACAACCAUCAUUACAGCUUGCCUUUCCAAACAAGAAACAGAACAAACGCUCGAUAACGUCGUCAAAUCAUUCGAUGAAUACACCGACUUGAGUUUCUUACACAAAAGCUCGAUUCCUUUUUCUUUUGAGGUUGUCGGUUCCUGCAAUGGAUUAGUGUUAUUAAGGUGUUUCAACACUCUUAUUCUGUGGAACCCAUUAGUUGAAAAAUUUGUGACCAUUUCUGAACCCCACACCGACUUGAGUUACUACGACGUUGGCUGGGGAUUUGGGUUUGAUUCACGAACAAACGACUGUAGAGUAGUGAAAAUUGAUUCUCAGGUUCAGGUUUUCUCACUCGCUACCGGCUCUUGGAAAAGCAGUAAAGUCGGCGCUCCUCCUGCGUGUAGUUUAAGUAACUGUGGUCCGCAACGUUUCAUCAAUGGGGCUAUUCAUUGGCUUGCUUCAACAAGGAUUGUUGGCAACGAUGAUGAUAAACGACAUUCGAUCUUGUCGUUUGAUAUAAGUAAUGAGACAUUUCGUGAGAUAAUGCUACCGAAAGGACUGUCUAUUCUUAACAAUUGUUUUCGUAGCCCAAUAUUCUAUUCUAUCACAGAAUAUGGAAAAUCUCUUGCGUUGUGUGUUGGAAAAACUAGGUUUAUUUCUUUGUGGGUGAUGAAAGAAUAUGGUGCAGCAGAGUCAUGGACCCAAGUUUUAGCUCAUACAACACUAGAAGAUAUCCCAAAACCUUUGGGUUUUAGUUCGAGCGGCGAGCUACUGUGGAAGACAGAGAGUGGAAAGCUAGCUUCAUAUGAUCCUAAGAGCACAAAAAUUGAAACAGAGAAUGCAGCUAAGGGAGACUAUUGCUUUGCUGGUUCUUAUGUGGAGAGCCUCGUUUUGCUCAACCAACCAAAUCUUUCAAGAAAACGACCAAUAAGAGGAGAAUAG